Mya arenaria is the source of this 1060-nucleotide messenger RNA. RefSeq names its product fibropellin-1-like. Gene Ontology annotation, cellular component: cell surface; plasma membrane; signaling receptor complex. Gene Ontology annotation, biological process: Notch signaling pathway; axon guidance. The record is from RefSeq and is a predicted model, not a curated record. Gene Ontology annotation, molecular function: calcium ion binding. Bases 15 to 848 code for a protein of 277 amino acids. NCBI's taxonomy places the organism in Eukaryota, Metazoa, Mollusca, Bivalvia, Myida, Myidae. The transcript has 9 exons.
ACAUUUGUGCAUCCAUGCCUUGUUUAAACGGAGCUACCUGCUCUUCCCGUGUAGACACCUUAACGUGUAGCUGUUCUGAGGGAUUUGAUGGAACCAGAUGCGAGCAUGAUAUCGACGAGUGUUUGUCAAACCCAUGUGCUUAUAAUGGUACCUGCGUUGAUGGAUUGGCAACAUUUACUUGCCAAUGUCAGCCUGGAUACAGUGGAACGCUUUGUAAUUCAAAAAUAAAUGAGUGUGAGAGUUCACCAUGCAGAAACGGAGGUGUAUGUUUAGACCGGGUAAAUUCGUUCACCUGUAACUGUCCACUUGGAUUCGCCGGCGUCGACUGCUCUGAUGGUAACGGACCCACGUGUUUUUCUUGCGCUCAUCUCGGAAUGGCAGAGACAUGUACUUCUAUAACUACAUGCCAGUCAGAUGAGGUUUGUGUAACUGAAACAUAUGAAAAAUCUGAUGGAUCUCGAAGAUAUGAUACUGGAUGUCGAAAAGCCAAUGUUUGUAUGUCCGGGUCUUCUGAUGGCACCUGCACUCAUUGCUGUACCUCAAACUUCUGCAACCACCAAGGAUGUAGCGUAGUGGGACACGGCAUUAGAAGUGAUCGCGGACCUUUGUGUCUAGACUGUGAUGACAUAGAAAACAUGGCCCUCUGCAAAAACAUAGCCCCUUGCGCCAAGGACGAAAUUUGCACCAUCUACGGAAGUCCUUUUACACACUUUGACGGAAAAUGCGUGAGCAAGAACUUCCAGUGCCCGGGCGUGGCAUCCGCUGGUGGAUUCUGCCAGUCAUGUUGUGACCAGGAUAUGUGUAACACUAACUGCACCAGACCAGCCGAGGUCUCCAUUGUUGGAUAACAUUUGAUGGUCCACUUUCGCAAGGGAUUUAAGACCAAGAGGAAUCUUACCAUGACACACAUGACCCAUGCCUACUUCGGUCCCUAUUGUUGAAAAAUCGAUCAUGUGACAUUAUGUUGAACUACAUAGUACGGUGUCUGAUUCUCUUCAUUUUUUAUCUAAACUAUGAUUGUAGCAUAUAUGCUGAAGCACCAAUGUGAUGUGAUGUGUCA